Molecule: messenger RNA, 3159 nt
Organism: Klebsormidium nitens
Lineage: Eukaryota; Viridiplantae; Streptophyta; Klebsormidiophyceae; Klebsormidiales; Klebsormidiaceae
Source: the annotation of a GenBank genome assembly
AGAGCCUUUCCUGCUUCAACUUGAAGUUGCAUGAAUUGCCUUCAACUUUCUCACCGGAGUCAGAGUCAAGGGGUGCCCUGGAAGUUCUCAGACGCAGCAGCCAUGGCGGCCUCGUCGGUCAGCAUCAACGUGAUGCUCGCCAUCCACGGCAAGAAGACCCAGGCAUUUGACCUUUACAAGCCGCUCCGGAAUUACAUCGUGCAUCACUAUUCGGAGAGGGAGGCGCAGGAUGCUGAGGACGACUUGCGGGCGGUCCAGGAGAUGCGGCUGCAGGUUGUGGCGGCGCAGGAUGCCCUGGAAGCAAGGCGGGACCUCCUGCAAAAAUACUUCCGGGCGCUUACUGUCAUGGAGUCACGCUUCCCAAUCAGCACAGAGCGGGAGCACGUCAACACCGUCACUUUCACAUGGUGGGAUGCGUUCAAGAAUGCCAGAAAGGCGUCUCAACAGAACAUUCAUUUUGAGAAAGCGGCCAUCAUGUUCAAUCUUGGGGCAGUGCAGAGUCAGCUGGGGCUGAAUGCAGAGCGGUCGACAGCAAACGGCCUCAAGCAAGCAUGCAACUGCUUCCAGGCUGCCGCCGGUGCGUAUGCAUACCUGCGGGACAAUGUUGCGAUGAAGGCCAACCCUGACCUGGCAACUCCGGAUAUCUCCAUCGAGUGCGCGGGCAUGCUUGAACGCCUCAUGUUGGCGCAGGCCCAGGAGUGCUUCUUUGAGAAGGUCACAGCAGAGAACAAGUCGUCCACCCUUUGCGCCAGGAUUGCCAAGCAAGUUGGCCUGUUCUAUGAGGAGGCAUAUGCUGCACUGGUGCUUCCCCCUCUGAAUCAGCACUUCGACAAGUCCUGGGUUUCCCAUGUCCAGCUGAAGGCUGCUCAGUUCCACGGAGAGGCCCUGUACCGGGUGUCGUUGGAUCUGCACGCUGCAGAAGAGAUUGACAAGGAGAUAGCGCGGUUGAAAGCGGCUACCACCAUCCUGGCAGAUGCGAAGAAGCAAAGCAAGGGCGUAACUGGGCCGCUCAUGGACGCUGUGACGAAGCUUGAGUUGAAUGUUACGCGCAACCUGGAGCGGGCAAACAAGGAGAACGACCGGGUGUACCUGAUGCGGGUCCCACACAACGACAGCCUGCCUGCUAUUCAAGCAACCCCAUUGGUCAAGUCAAUGAACCUGGACGACGCGCUGGACCCGAACAAGGAGAAGAUGUUCACGGGCCUCGUCCCGGACAGCAGCGCCAAGGCCCUCUCCAGAUACACCGAAAUGGUGGAUGACAUCAUCCGGACGCACAACAACAAGCUACAGCAGGAGAGCGAUGUCACCAGGGUGCGCCUCAAGGAGAUGGACCUUCCGGACGUUCUGCUGGCGCUGGAUGGCAACAUCCAGCUUCCCGAGCAGCUGCGGGAUGACGUGGAGGCGGUCCAAGUGGAGGGGGCCACCGCUGCGCUCGAGCAAGAGCUGCAGCACCUGCGGGAGCUCCGAAAGGAGAAUGAGCGGUUGCUAGCGGAGACGGAGGGCCUCUUGGAAAAAGAGGAGCGGGACGACGGGCAAGUGCGGGCCCAGUUCGGGACGAGGUGGACCAGGCCGCAGUCGAGCUCGCUGACCAAGAACCUAAAGGACCGCGCCAACGGCUUUGCGUCAAACUUGAAGCAGGCUGGUGAGAGCGAUGCACGGAUCGAAAAGACCAUCAAAGACCUGGAGCCGCUACUGUCCAUUCUCAAAGUCCAGCCGAUUGAAGCGGCCAUCCCCCCUCUUGCUAAGCCGAUUGUAUCCGUACACGGAAACGAAGACCAGGUCGCUCAUGGGCUGCGUCAGCUACUGAACGAGCUCGAGAAGGUUGGCUCGCAAAGAGCUGGGCUCGAGGAUGCACUCAAGAGCAUGAAGCAGAAGGACAACAUUCUGCCGCGGUUGAUGACAUACUCGGGGUCGUACGAGGAGCUGUUCAAGAAGGAGCUGGCAAAGUAUGACGCCAUCACGGCGGACGUGCAGAGCAACGUGGCGCGCCAGGAGGAGCUGCUCAAGCUCAUCAAGGACCAGAACGACCUCUUCGUGCAAGCUUUCCAGCUGGCAGAGUAUCGAGGCGCGCGCGACAAGGUGGUCGACCAGAUCAGCCGCGCGGCCGCCAAGUACCGCGAGCUGCGCGAGAACAUGAACGAGGGCGUCAAGUUCUACAUCACGCUCCAGGACGCGAUCACCGCGCUCAAGCAGCAGUGCGGCGACUUCGUCAUGACGCGCGACAUCCAGCUCAGCGAAAUGCUGGAAGACCUCCAGCGCCAGGUGACCAGCAUGACCAUUUCGGGGGGGAACAAGCCCGCCGGCCCGGGGGGCUACCCCUCCCCCUACGGCGCGCAGCCUGGCCCCCCCCAGGAGAGCGCCGCCAGCAACCGCCCCCCCCCACCCGCAGCCGCAGCAGCACUCGGGGGUGCAGCUACCUGGGCCGUUCGGGUUUGUACAGUCGUUGUUCGGAGGGGGAGGCCCGGGGCGGCAGCCCAGCCCCGAGCCGCAGCAUAUGCAACCACCCCCCCGAAACGAGCAACACCCUCCUGGAGGGGGACAGCAGCCUUCGUACCAGCAGUCGCAGCCGUCCCCCUACCCCCCCUCCCAGCCGUCGGGCUAUGGUCCGUCCCCGUCCUACCCCCCCCCUUCGCAGCACCACGGACCCCCUUCCCACGGGCCCCCGACAGGGCCACCGUCGUAUGGGCACUCGACGCCCCCCCCCUACGCCGAUCCGUACUAUACUCAAGGCCAACCGGUGUCGGGGUACGAGUACGGCGCGCAGCAACAUCAGUCGCAACCGCAACAAGGCCCCCCCGGGUACCAGCAAUGGCAGGGGUAUGGUUACCAACAGCCGGCGCCGCAGAACCCGCCUCAGCAGCAGCCGCCGUAUGGCCAGCCGCCACCGUACUAUGCGCCCGGAGGAUAUCGCUAGCCUGACAGGAACGUUGUAGAUUGAUAAUAGUAUCAGAGCGGACGGUCGAAGUGUCAUUGUGAUGCAACUUGGCUCUGGAGGCAAUUGAUUUCAAUUGAAGACACGUGUAAGGACCCCCGUCCAUCUUUGAGAGUGCAUGGCAUGAGAAGAGGCAUAUGCCUUUUCACACAACAAAGGGUAAGAGGUGAUUAACAACGACGGAACAUUCGAUUAUCCCACUAGAUUGCCCUUGCCUCUACCUGCCG